AUGGCAGUUGGCCGGGGCUUCCAGCUGGAAGCGGACGUCGCGAGCCCAUGCCGAACACGGCCCGUCGUGGCUGCUGCGCAGCGCGACGAGGGCCUGGACGGCGGCCCAGGCCAGGAACGCCGGCUGGAAGCGGCAGCUCUGGAGGCAGAGGACAGGUACUGGCACUUGCCCAGCGCUUUCGUGGUAGUGUUCGUGAUGCCGGCCCGCGCGCACAAAGCGAUGGCGCCCACCGCGCCGGGCUCCGAGGCGGCAGAGAAGCCGCGCCAGGUGUGCCUGGUGUUCCUCGCGUACCUGCUGAAGACGAGACUCACGGACGCCAAGGCGUUCGGCGAGCUCGCAGUGAAGGUGGCGGACUUUACCGAGUUGGCCAGCGGCCGACGCCUUCUCCAUCCUAACGGGAGCGAGCCUGGCAGUUUUUUGCCCGCCUUCCCGAUCCCGUCGUUCCUCUUCAGGAUGGUCGGCUUCAGCCCGUGCGCCGAGAACCGCAACUCCAGGCUCGCAGACAUAGUCGCCGAGUACCCGACGCACGAGAGGGUCACAUUGACCACGUCAUUGUGCCGGGAGCUGUCAUGCCCGCGGUCGAGAGUUGCAUCGUUCAUGUCCGCACGGCUCGGCGGCUCCAACUCCAUCAUGCUGCUGCAGCUCGCGACAAUCGCCCUGUCGAGCUCACCGUUCGACUGCAAGCCACAGCGGCGCUUCGCCCUACCAGACACCCCAGAGUUCGAGACCGUAGCCGAGCGCGUCGAGAAUUUAUUCCAGCAUCUUUCUGAGUACCUGUCACGGCCCAACAGUCACAUGACGUUCGCGCUCAAGGGCAAUGCGCUGCUGCCUCGCGAGGCCCAAGCGGCAGACACCAUUCUCAAGGACCUGCAGAGCUACGAUGACAGCAAAGCACGUGUGAUGAUCCACCCAGUCGAGGCGCCAACGCAGGUACUGCAGACAAAGGGCACCUGGGUCCCGGCAGGGCAGCUCAUAUGCGAAGCAGUUCGCGGGGUGGGCGGAGAUAUCAAGACGAAUGCUCGCGGCGCCCCGGCCUCCGGGGGGCCCCGAGCCAUGGAGCGCGCGGCCGCGCUCGGCGCCGCCUCCGGCAGGGCCGCCGCCGCCGCCGGGCGGGCGUCGGCCGCCCAGGUCCUCGGCAAGGCGGGCGGCCCCAGCGAUGCCUCUGAGCCCGAGCGCCUGAACGCCCUGCGCAGGACCUGGGCGCUCUGCGCAGGCCCCAGCGAUGCCUCUGAGCCCGAGGACCUGGACGUCAGGAGCUACCCCAACUCGACCUGCAAGCAUCCGCCCACCGUGAACAUCACCAAGUUCAUCGAGACGUUUCCGGGCCACCUGAUGGGCCAAGUUCGAGACACGAAGUGGACGAAUGCGCUCAUAAAAGAGCAGUUAGGACAGCGGUCCGGCCACGGGGACUUCACGGUCGAGCUGGACGGGGUGCUGACAAAGAGCUUCGGCCUCGUGUUCGGUGAGACGCUGGCGGUGUGGCUGGUCGGCUGUUGGCCUCCAGAGAGGUACGCCGUGUUGCAUGUACAAGCAGCCCUGCCAGCUGGGCGUGUGCGACUGUGGGUGGCAGGCCUGCGGGCGCAAGGGCCACCGCAGCCAGGCGCUGGCGCAGCUCACGGUCGCUCCCCCACGUCUCUGAGCGCGGCCUGCAGCUGCCCGGAGCGCCCGCGCUAUCGCACAUUCGUGCUUUCCGUCUACGGCCUGUCGAUACAUUUGAGGACGCCAUUUGCGCUAUCGAGUUCUUUUGCAAGCAGUUGCGCGCAAGAUUGAUUGAGCGGCUCGCCUGCUCCAGUGCAGGCGCGGUUGAUGCAGUGAACCCUGAUCCUGCCGCUUGGAACAGGAAG
Messenger RNA from Prorocentrum cordatum, 1844 nucleotides. NCBI's taxonomy places the organism in Eukaryota, Dinophyceae, Prorocentrales, Prorocentraceae. The record is from the annotation of a GenBank genome assembly.